AUGUUCAUGUUUCAUAAUUAUUUCUUCACUUCCUUUGGACUGAAGCACUACUACUACUACCGAAGAAACAGACGACGAGACCAUGCCAACCUUCAAGUGCGCCGUGAUCAAAGAAGCUGGAGGGAAGUUUGAGUUUGAAGAACGCGAGAUUCCUACUCCUGCUCGUGGCGAAGUGUUGCUCAAAGUCAAGGCAUGUGGUGUUUGCCACAGCGACAAGUUCACCGUCUUCAAUGCAUAUCCCGGUUGUUCCUUGCCCCGCGUACCAGGCCACGAAGUGAUUGGCACGGUGGAGAGUGUUGGUGAAGGAGUGGAUUGGCCUCCCACGGGUCUGCUCGUUGGAGUUGGCUGGCAUCACGAUCACUGCCUCUUUUGUGAAGCGUGUCGCCGUGGAGACUUUAUGAUGUGCCCCAAAUCUCGAGUCAGUGGCAUUCAUGCCGAUGGCGGCUAUGCCGAGUACAUGAUUGCUCCUUGGACGGGCAUUGCCGAACUGCCACAAGAUAUCGAUCCCGUGGCGGCGGCUCCCCUUUUGUGUGCUGGAAUCACAGUCUUUAACAGUAUGCGGAAUCAAGAGAAUGUGGGACCGGGAGAUCUGGUGGCCGUUCAAGGAAUUGGAGGUCUCGGCCAUUUGGGCAUUCAAUUUGCCAAAAAGAUGGGAUUCCAAGUGGCGGCGGUAUCCUCCAGUGGAUCCAAAAAGGAACUGGCUGAAAAAUUGGGUGCCGAUCACUACAUUGAUACGUCGGUGGAGCCGGCAUCAGCCCAGCUCCAGAAAUUGGGAGGCGCCAAGUUGGUGUUGGCCACAGCACCCAACGCCAAAUCCAUGGAGGACCUUGUCAAUGCUCUAGGCUCCAAUGGGCGACUCUUGAUUGUCGGGGCAGAUGCCGAUAAAUUCAGUUUGAGUCCGUUCCAGGUGAUUCCAAAUCGUGGUCAUGUCUGUGGAUGGCCCAGUGGAACAGGCACGGACUGUACCGAUUGCUGCAACUUUGCCAAAAACCAAGGCAUUGCUAGCAUGAACGAAGUGUUCCCGUUGGACAAGGCGCAGGAAGCGUACGACUACAUGAUGAGUGGAAAGGCCCGAUUCCGUGUCGUCCUCACCCCCUAA
Messenger RNA from Seminavis robusta, 1099 nucleotides. NCBI's taxonomy places the organism in Eukaryota, Bacillariophyta, Bacillariophyceae, Naviculales, Naviculaceae. The record is from the annotation of a GenBank genome assembly.